CAGAUAACCGAUAAUACCGUCGAUUGUCUUGCAGCACGUCGGACUGGUGGUAGUAAUUUUCGCAAAAAAGUUGCCAUACAGUCAGUAAUUUAUAGAGGAUUCCUAUAAGAGUAAGCGGCAAGCAGCAACGGAGCAGGCAAUAUCCGAUUAGACAGGAAUCUAUCUAACUAAACAAAUUACAUAAAUAAAAUAAAAACAAACAAAAAAAUAAAUAUUAAUAAAACAUCUGGCAAAACGUACGCAGAAACAUAUAUCGAAGGAGACGUAGCAGAAGAGAAAGACAGACUUUAGGACAAAGCAACCGAAGGGAGCCCCAUCAAUUAACAAGCAGCUAUACAUAUACAGCUUAACAUAUAUAUUCACAUAUAUAUUUAUAUAUCGAUAUAUAUAUAUAUAUUUUUGUGUGUGUGUCUCUGUGUGCGUGCGUGUCUGUGUGUACUAUACAAAAUUUUUGUUUUGUUUCGCGUGUGUUGUGUUGUAUAACACCACACAGGGAGAGCACAGAGAGCCAGAGCGAGAGCGAGAAGCAGAUCAAACAGGAUCGAGCUACCAAGAGUACCGUUAACAAAGAGCGAGAGCGCGCUAGGAACAGCGAGCCCCUCCAGUGAGACGAAAAUCCACGAAUUACAUUUUUUCGCUCCCGAGUCGAUAGAGAAAAAUUAUCACCAUUCCACUAUCAACGUACGACGCCGCUCCCCUUUUGCACACUUACGACGAUAGUCCGCAGCGUUGGGCUAACGGUACUAGCAACGGGCAUCAGGCAGGCGUCAUCAUAGAUCAGUUCCGCCACAGCGCCAAAACGAUCACCAUUGAGGGAGGCACCAGUACCGGUGAUACGACGAGCAUCGGCGGCGGCGGCACCAACACCAGCAGCAGCGUCAACAGCAGCAGCAGUGGGUGCGGCAGCGGCAGCGGCGGCGUCAACGAUUUGCGUUUGAUAAUAACGUCGUCGAAACCAAACGAUAUUAUCGAGCGCAAUUACGAGCAAUUGAGCAAUCGCGGCGGUGGAGGCGGAGGCGGCGGCGCCGUUUUAGGCGUCACCAGCAGCAGCAGCGGCAGCGGCAAUAACGGCAGCGGCGGUACCGGAGGCCAAACACCACCGACACCACUAUCGGCAUUAACAACAACCACAUCGACAACACCAACAACGGCGUCAACCAUUGGCCAGAAGACACUGCUGAAUACCAGUCCGAAUCUAUUGCCCAUCACCACAGCGACCGAUACGUUCAAUAAUCUCAAGAAUCUGGUGAAGAUUGACAAGGGCACAAGCAGCAACGGUGCGAACCACAACGGCGGCAAUUAUCGUUCCAAUAAAUCAAUUGGCGGCAACGAAUCUGGACUGAGUGGUCGCAACGGUAGCCGUUCAAGCACUGGUUCGAUCACAGGUGCUAACUCAUCGGGAACAGGCGGAGUUGGAGGCGGUGUAGGAGGACAGCAAAUUGGUGGCCCUAGCGGACACUACUCCAGUGGCUAUAACAAGAAUACCGUCAAAAUUCGUCAACACGAUUCGGAGCUAAGCCCAAGGCCUCGACGAUCAUAUCAAAACGAUUCGUCGUCGUCGCGUUACUAUAGCAAAAAUAGUGACAUUUUGGGUGCAGCGACUGGCAACAAUAAUAGCGGAGGCGGCGGCAUUGGCGGCUUGACUAACGGCAGUCAGCAGUCAGCUGAUAGCAGCAGUUAUAACGGUAGUCUGGGAGUUCAUCGUGGUAGUCGGAACAACUAUCACUCGAGCUCCUCCGAUGGCGUCAGCUACAAUCGAAAUCUAAACACAAACUCCUCGGCGGGCGGCAACAGCAGCGGCAGCAGCUAUCGCGCCUCGCAUCAAGCAACUGGCAGCGGCUCACGCUACGAGACGGUCAAUGGCAAUGGCAACAGUAGCAGCAACAACAUCAACCACAACAGCAGCAGCAGCAGCAGCAGUAGCAGCAGCGGACAACAGCAGCAGCAGCAGCAACAACAACAACAACAACAACGUCAUUACGGCAGCAAUUCGACAAUUGGCAAUCCAAAUAAAUCAAAUUACGGCUCACAGCGCAACGAUGGCAGCGGCAGCAGCAACCACAACAACAACAACAAUAAUAACAGCGGCAGCCUGAGUGGACGCUAUCAACGUGACGACUAUAGCCAGCGGGACAAUUAUAGGGAUAGCUACGCAGACGAAUCACCGGCACAUCAACGCUACAGCGCAGGUGGUGUAGGAGGAGGAAGCGGCGGCAGCGGCGGCGGGCGUUACAAUAAUCGAGGCAACAACGACGAGCGUUACGAGCGUGGCCAGAACUUGAGACACACUGCAGCAAGCAACAAUCUGCAACAGCAGCAGCAUCAACAACAACAGCAGCAAAGUUAUCAUCAUCAGCAACAGCAGCAGCAGCAACAGCAAUCAUACAAGUCGUCUACACCGCCACCAACAGCAACAGGAGGAGCAGCAUCAUCAGUAACAGGAGGCGCAGCAUCAAUUGGUGCCGGCGCUGGAGCUGGAGCACAGCAACCCAUUACCGGACGCUGGAUACCGCCAUCGUUGCGUCCACAGCAUGGCCUAACGCAGAGCGAGAAGAACGAUGCAGUUUUCCGACGUGUCCGUGGCAUAUUGAACAAAUUGACGCCCGAGAAAUUCCAAGAGUUGAGCGAUGAGCUGCUGAAGCUAGAUCUGAAUUCGAUUGUCAUAUUGAACGGUGUCAUCUUACUGAUCUUCGACAAAGCCUUGGACGAGCCGAAGUACUCGUCUAUGUAUGCACAGCUGUGCAAGCGUUUGUCCGAGGAAGCGCCAUCAUUUGAAAAGGAUCCAAAUAAUUCGUGCACAUUUCUACGUCUUCUGAUUGCCGUCUGUCGCGACAAGUUCAACAAUCGCUUGAAGCGCGAUGAGGCCAACGAUAAUCGACCACCGCCCGAGAAUGAGGCCGAUGAGGAGGAGCGACGCCAUCUGGCCAAGCAGAGAAUGCUGGGCAAUGUUAAAUUCAUUGGUGAACUCAACAAGUUGGACAUGCUGUCGAAGCAUGUGUUGCACGCAUGCAUUAUGGAGCUAUUGGAUAAGAAGAAGAAACGUACGGCCGGGGCGCAAGAGAUGUGCGAGGACAUGGAAUGCCUGGCUCAAUUGCUCAAGACUUGCGGCAAGAAUCUGGAUUCAGAACAGGGCAAAGAGCUGAUGAACCAGUAUUUUGAGACGUUGGAACGUCGUUCAAAAUCAACUGAAUAUCCACCAAGGAUACGCUUUAUGCUAAAGGAUGUCAUCGAGUUGCGUCAAAACAAUUGGAUACCGCGCAAGGUUGGCGGCAGCUCCGAAGGACCCGUCCCGAUAAAGCAAAUACGCUCGGACGAUGACUCCAUCAUACGCACCCAAUUCGCCAAUCGCAACCGCGACAUGCGCAACAAUGAUCGCGACGGCGAUAGCUGGAUGAAUCGCUUCCAUUUGAAUAUACAGCCUGGCGGCUACAAUGAUAUGUUUAGCGGACUCAGUGUUACGGGCGCAUCGCCCAUUGUAUCACCCUUUGCCACAAGCAACAAUCGGGAUCGGGAUCGUGAUCGCGACAAUCGCCAAUACAGUAAUCGUGAUCGUAACCGUGACCAGGGCGGCAACAGCGGUGGAGGCGGCAGUGGCGGUGGCAACUACGGCAACAAUCGCUACAACAAACACAACAACCAGAAUGGAUCUGGCGGCGGCGGCAGCAGCAACAAUCGCGAUGAUUCACGUGGCGGCGGCGGCGGCGGCAGUGGCGGCUCGCAUCGUAACAAUGAUCGCAACAACGAUCGGAAUAAUGAUGGCCAGUACGGCGGAGGCGGCAAUCAAAUGAUGCUGGGCGGCAAGGAGUUGGCGCCACGUUUCAAGCGCAACUUGAUAUCGACCAAUCAGGAUUCGGUUGAGAAUCUGCAAAUGCGUCCAGCAGCUAAUUCGUUGCUGUUCCGUGCCGCCUCGCAGAAUCAGAAAUUCCCGGCCACGCUGCCCAUUUCGACGCCGCCCAGCGGCAACAGCAGCAGCUCAUCUGCACAGCAAUCGGCCACAUCGCAGCUCUCCAAUUCGCACUAUCCAUUGCUGGGCACACCCACAUCACAUCUGAUCAACACUCCGGUGCGGCCAUCGUCUACGCCCUCGGCGGAAUAUGGUAUCGAGAAUCGUGGGCUGCACGCAGUGCAGCAGCUGGGCGAGAAGAGCCUGAAGGCAACAUCGUCGUCGCCCAAUUUCGGUCAAUCGGCAGCCAUGGAGCAGGACAAGAAGUUAACAGCAGGAUUAGCAGCAGGUGGUAAUGAUAAUAAGGAGCAGCAGCAGCAGCAGCUGGGAGCCAAUGCCAAGAAUGGCGGCUCCGACCGACCGACAACACCAUCUGGCUCCGGCUCCGGCAAGCAGCAGAAGAAGGACAAGGGACCAAGCAAGGAAGAGUUGUCCAAGAAGGCGCAAGCCUACUUCAAGGAGAAAUUCUACUAUGAGGAGAAGCAGGAAGCGGAUGAUGAGCCGAUUGUAAAGCAGGAAAUCGAAAAUGAAGAUGAGCAACAAACCGAAUCGGAAACAGUGGAACCCGUCAAUGGACAACGCGAUCAGUUUACGGAAUUGGUCGAAGGAUUUAUUGAGCUAAAACUACCGGAAAAAUCGCUCAAGGAUGUCUGUCUCAAUCUAUUGAUGGAGGUGCUUGACCGUGUCAACGACGUCUAUUUGGAACGUGUCGUGCGCUUCUUGCAGACAUUGCGCAAGCAGGCCAACAUCAAGCCAAAUAUCAUCGUUGAGAUCUUCAAGCAGUUGGUCAACAAGAUGAACGAGCGCGAGGCACUUAACCCACGCAUCACAGCCCUGGUCGCCUCCGUGCUCAGCAAGGCCGUAUGCGAGCCGGCUCUGAUAAAGCUUAACGACAUUGCCAACUACACGGACAAUGGACAACAUUAUCCAUUGUUUUUGCUGGUGCUGCAGCAGCUGCACAAGACCAUUGGCAAGGAUGCGCUGGAGGAGAAGUUCCGUGCUAGCAAAAUUGAUUUGAUGAACAGCCUGCCCGAGGUGGAUCGCAACAAGGAGCGUUUGGCCGAAAUUCUAGAGGAUCGACAGCUGUCCUUCCUCUAUCCAUUGCUCAAGGUGCAGGCAGAGAUGCUGAAGCAGCUGCAAAACGAUCCAAAUCCAAACAAUUUCUACAAGUGGAUCAAGGCUAAUGUGGAUAACAAGUACUACAAGGACCCAGGCUUCAUCCAGGCACUCAUGACCGUUGUGGUCAAAUACAUCACCAAGGAGACAACAUUGGCUAGCAACGUGGACCCCAAGGAGCAUCCCGAGAAAUCAAUAAUACAAAAGGAACAAAACAUGCUGGAGACCUACAGCCAAAUGCUGCAAACUUUCCUAGGUCAAAACGAAUUGCAAUUGAUGGCGCUUUAUGCACUGCAGACUUUCUGUUAUAACGAGAACUUCCCCAAGGGCAUGCUUUGUCGCUGGUUUAAAUAUCUCUACGACUUCGAAAUCAUUGAGGAGGAAGCAUUCGUUUUAUGGAAGGAGGAGAUAUCGGACAAAUAUCCAGGCAAGGGCUCAGCAUUGUUCCAGGUGAACGCCUGGUUGACCUGGUUGCAGGAAGCUGAAUCCGAGGAUGACGAAGAUUAAAGCGCCCCAUAAUCAAUAAACGAUGCAUAAUAAUCCAACACACACACUAUAUAUGUAAUAACACUUCUAUAUAUAUUUAUUCGCAACCAGCUAAAC
Molecule: messenger RNA, 5662 nt
Organism: Drosophila mojavensis
Lineage: Eukaryota; Metazoa; Arthropoda; Insecta; Diptera; Drosophilidae
Gene: NAT1
Product: eukaryotic translation initiation factor 4 gamma 2
Exons: 4
Coding region: 2726-5566 (946 amino acids)
Cellular component (GO): eukaryotic translation initiation factor 4F complex
Molecular function (GO): mRNA binding; protein binding; translation initiation factor activity
Source: RefSeq, a predicted model, not a curated record